This is a messenger RNA of Seriola aureovittata, 1566 nucleotides long. RefSeq names its product G patch domain containing 4 (gene gpatch4). Gene Ontology annotation, biological process: regulation of ribosome biogenesis. Gene Ontology annotation, molecular function: nucleic acid binding. Lineage: Eukaryota; Metazoa; Chordata; Actinopteri; Carangiformes; Carangidae. The transcript is spliced from 8 exons. Bases 125 to 1327 code for a protein of 400 amino acids. The record is from RefSeq and is a predicted model, not a curated record. Gene Ontology annotation, cellular component: nucleolus.
UUUCCGGUGUCAUGUCUGCCCCGUGUUGAAACCACAUGGCUAGCGACUGUCGCUGCGUUUAGAUCUGUGUUUUCCCGUUUCCCGUUUUUAGUAAAGACGUUUUAAUGCAAGAAGACAUAAAGAGAUGGCAGAAGUUGUACAGGAGAAAAGUCGUGGCUUGAAGUUUGCAGAGCAGCAACUCCUGCGUCACGGCUGGGAACAUGGUAAAGGACUGGGACGAGCGGAGAAUGGCAUAUCAGAAGCUAUCAAGGUCAAAGUGAAAUGUGACAAAGGAGGGGUUGGCCAUAAGGAAGGAGAGCAGUUCACCUUCCACUGGUGGGAUCACAUCUUCAAUAAGGCCUCUUCCAGUCUGCAGGUGGAGUCUGAUCAGGGCGGUAUUAAGUUGAAGAAGUCGGUGGAGGAAGAUGAAGAAGAUGGCACGAUCUCCAAUAAGAAGCCACGGAAGGCCUCGCUGGCCAAAGCCAAACUUUAUGGAUGCUUUGUCAAGUCAGCCACACUGAUGUCUGGUCAGGAGCAGCCAGAGCCGAAGUCCUCCAACUCAGAUGACAGCAGUAGCUCAGACGAGGAGGAGGAGGACCAGAGGCUGGAUCUCUCCAGCACCACCAAGCUUUCUGAUGCCGAUCUGAUGAAGGCUUGUGGAGGACGCACGGCUCACAAAGGAGCCAGACACGGCCUGACCAUGAGCGCCAAAUUAGCCAGGCUGGAGCAGCAGGAGGCUGAGUUCAUGGCAAAGUACGGCAAGAAGAGCCAACCAGCAAGCGCCUCAGCAAGAUCCUCCGGGAGCAUUAAUGAGCUAGAUGGUAAUGAAGUGUCUGAAAGUCCUGAAACAGACGUUAAACCCAAAAAGAAGAAGAAGAAGAAAAAAGCCUGCGGUGCAACUGAGGAAAUAACUGAUGCAGUUUCCACAAAGGAUAAUGUGAUGUGUGCAGAAAAUGGUGAAGCGGAUCACUCUGACAAAACAAAGAGGAAGCAUAAAAAGAAGAAAAACAGAGCAGAGUCCAGUGAAGAAGAAAGAGUGUCUUCACCUGCAGCGCAGAGCAAGAGUCCUGAGGAGACAGCUGAGCUGCAUACUGACACUAAAGUGAAGAAGAAGAAGAAGAAGAAAUCCUCCAAACACCACAGUGAGGAUGAGGAGAGAAUCUGUACAGAAUCCAGCCAGUCAGAGAAGGUCCAGGACGCAAUUUCAUACCAAAAAGAAAAAGUUACAGAGGAAGAAUCAACAGUAAAGCAGAAGAGGAAAAAGUGUAAAAAGGACAAACUGUUAAUUGAUGAUAAAGUAGAUGAGGAAGCACUUCAUCCAAAGAAGAAAAAGAAGUCCACAGUGUAGUGUUUGGCUGACUGGGGAACUUAGCUUUACAUUAAAUCAGCGGCGGAGGGAAACGUGCUGAACGUGGACGAUUCGGAGGCUGUGCUUUCUGCUUUGACCUGUAAAUGGUGUUUUCCACUGAUUGGAAAAUAACUUUAAUCAGUUAUUCAGACCAGUUACAAGAUGAUGACAUCCAGAACUCCUGCCUCUUGAACAACCUCACUUGAAAUCUGUCAAAUAAAUUUUUCCAAGAGCAUUGA